AGUCGCUGAAAUGGAGGCAGAGGGGUGGGAGGCAAGCAACUUCUCGGAAGGCUACAACCUGGUUCUGGAUUCAGACCUGUAUGAUGCGGAUGGCUAUGAUGUCCCGGACCCUGGGCUGCUCACGGAAAAGAAUGAGUGGACUUUGACGGAGCCGCCGGAGGUCCUGCCCUUUCUGGCCAGCAGCCGGCGGUGGCCGAGCCUGACCCCACGCCCCCGUGCCCGCCAGCUGUGGCUGCUCUUGCGCAGCAGCCUCCACGAGGUUGUGGAAAAGGAGAAGAGAGCCGAGCUGCGCGUGGCGCGUCUGACGCACGGGCUGGAGCCCCUGCGCCGCUUGGAGGUGGCGGCCGGGCUGCGCUCGGUGGCGCAGGACCCUGCAGGCGGGCGCUUCGUAGUGCUGGACGGCGCGGGCCGCCUGCACCUGCACAAGGAAGACGGCUGGGCACAGGAGACGCUGCCGGCGCCCGUCGGGCUCACGGGGCUGGCGACCGUGCUGGGCCCGCUGGGCUCCGUGGGCCGUUUUGUAGGUUGGGGCCCCGCAGGGCUGGCCAUUCUGAGACCCGACUUCAGCCUGCUGUGGCUGAGCGAGCAGGGGGUGGGCAGGGCGCCGGGUUGGGCGCCCUCCUGCUGUCUGCCGGUGCCUGACCUCAGGCUGCUGCUUGUGGCGGAGACGGACGGCAGCCUGGCGCUCUGGCAGUUCCGCUCAGGUGGUCGCCGCUUGGUGCUGCGAGGGGCGCCACUGCAUCCGCCCCUGAGCCCAGCGGCCAGGCUCAUGCGUCUGGCUGUGGGGCCGACUCCUCCCCACAACGUUCUGCGCUGCUUCGCGGCCUACGGCUCGGCCGUGCUCACUUUCGAUCUGCAUGCCUGGGCUCUUGUAGACGUGCGCCGGGAUUUGCACAAAACCACCAUCUCGGACCUGGCUUACUGCGAGGAGGUGUUGGCAAUGGUGACAGCUUCCCGGGACAGCACCGUGAAGGUGUGGGAGGCUGACUGGCAGAUCCGGAUGGUGUUCGUGGGCCACGCAGGCCCGGUGACGGCUGUGGCUGUGCUCCCGAACACGACCCUGGUGGUGUCGGCCUCGCAGGACGGAACGCUGCGCACCUGGGACCUGCAGGCGGCGGCGCAGGUGGGCGAGGUAGCGCUGGGCUACUGGGGCCAGGACAAGCUGUCCGGGCGCGUGAGCCGUCUGCUGGCCCCAGUGCGCCCGGGCUGGCCAGUGCUGUCUCUGUGCGCCAGCAGCGCGCAGCUGUGGCGCGUGCGCGAGCUCUACUCGCCGUUAGCGCAACUGCCCGCCCAGGUGCUCCACCUGCAGGUGGCGCCCGCGCUGCCGGCGCCCGCGGAGCCGUCCCUGCCUACACGCCUCGUGUGCGCGUGCACGGACGGCUCGGUCUACCUCCUGUCGGCUGCCACCGGGCGCGUGGUGAGCGCGCUGCUGCUGGGCCCGGAGGACUGUGCGGCCGCCGUGGCCUAUUGCCUGCCGCGCGAGGCGCUGUGGCUGCUGACCAAGGCCGGGCACCUGGUCCGCGCCAACGCGGCGCGCUGCCCCAUGUCUGUGCUCCACCGCCUGUGCCCGCCGCCGCCCCCCGCGCCGCGGCCUUGCUGUCUGCACCUGUACAGUCACCUCAGGGACGUCGGAGGCGCCUUCUCCUCCUGGGAGGUUGUGCGCCAGCACCUGGGGGAGUUGCGCCGCAGCGCUGCGGCCGCCGCCUGGAAGAAUAAGAACCGGUACCUGCCCGUGGUGGGGCACACGGACGGCACACUGGCGGUGCUGGAGUGGCUCUCAUCGAAGACUGUCUUCCAAACGGAGGCGCACAGCCCGGGCCCGGUCGCCGCCAUCGCAUCCACCUGGAACAGCAUCGUGUCUUCGGGUGGGGACCUGACGGUAAAGAUGUGGCGCAUUUUUCCCUACGCGGAGGAGAGCCUGAGCCUGCUGCGCACCUUCUCCUGCUGCUACCCAGCCGUGGCGCUCUGUGCGCUAGGCAGGCGCGUCACCGUGGGCUUCGAGGACCCGGACAGCGCUACCUACGGCCUGGUGCAGUUCGGCCUGGGCGACAGCCCGCGAUUAGACCACCGGCCCCAGGACGACCCCACGGACCACAUCACCGGCCUGUGCUGCUGCCCGACGCUCAAGCUGUAUGCCUGCUCCAGCCUGGACUGCACCGUUCGCAUCUGGACCGCUGAGAACCGCCUCCUGCGGCUCCUGCAACUGAAUGGUGCCCCUCAGGCCCUGGCUUUCUGCAGCAACAGUGGAGACCUGGUGCUGGCACUGGGCUCCCGCCUCUGCCUGGUGUCCCAUAGGCUCUACCUGCCUACAUCCUACCUGGUUAAGAAGAUGUGCCGGAAGGCCCCGGACGUAGUGGAUGACCCUCCCCUGCCACUAACGAGCCAGGAGUCACUGACCUCCACCCAGCUGCAGAAGCUCACCAACCUCCAUGGGGCAGCCAGUCUCAGUGAGGCCUUGUCUCUCAUCCAUCGUCGGAGGGCAACAUCUCAGUACCCGGUGCUGAAGGAGGACUUGGAUGCCCUAGUGGCCCGGGACCAGGACCUUCAGCAGUUGAGACUGGGGCUAGUGGUCCCAGCAGCCCGGCCCCCACCCUCCUGGCAGCAGCGCCAGGAAGCCUUUGACAAUUAUCUACGUCUGAUCUACGGCUCUGGCCUGCUGGGUAUGCAGUCCAGAAGGGAGUCCCAGCGGUGGAGCACCGGGACCCUCACAGUGGAGAGAGAGACCUGGGAUGUGUGUGCCCUACCCCAAGCUGCUGCCUGUCUUGGGCAGGCUGAGGUCAGCACUGCAGUCCAAACAGUGCCAACAGCCCCGUCCCCACAGGACCUGGCGGCCCUGUGCCAGCACUUCUCCCGGCCUCCCCAAAACACAGUGCCUAUCCCACCCACCCACCAGAGGAUGCACAGCAAGGCAUCCCAGCUUCUGGCCCACUCCUCACUCAGCCACUACCUGGGCCUGAGUCUGGAGCUGCAGCUGCAGGUGGAGCGGCUCCAAGGAAGGACAACCAUGGCCCCAGACCUGCCACCCUCCCACCCGCAGUGCAGGAUCCCACUGUUGCCAAAGAGACGUCCCCAGGAACCUCUCUCUAACCUCGGGGGCUUCUUUCCUGCCACCGUGCAGCCCUACAAGUACUGCCCGAGGCCCAUCUGCUUCCCCGGCUGCGUGCCCAACUCUGUGGUGCUGCAGCAGCUGUGGCUGCCCGCGGAGGUCAGCGGCCUCGGAGCCCUGACCCAGCUCGCCUCCCAGAGAAAGCUCAAGGCAAGGGGUAGGGCUGGGGGCUUUGCCGGCAGGGGAGGGCUCUGCUGCCUUGCAGCCCAUCAGACACCACCUUUUGCCCCUCUGCAGUCAGGGGCAAGCCAGGAUGACCUGUGGCUGUGGCACCCCAGGCCAUCCCAAGCCCAGUGGCAGAGGAAGCUGCUCCAGUGGCUGGGGGAUAAGCCUAGGGAGGAGGAGGAGGAAGAGGAGGAGCAGGAGGAGGAGAAGGAGGAGCUGGACUGGGCCCUGGAUUCCCUGAGCCUGCACUCCAACCAGCAGCUGAAUUCCUGGGAACUGGAGGAUCAGAGCGCUGUGGACUGGACCCUGGAGCCCCGCCCUCAUCCCUGGCACCAUCACGGGCAUUUGCUCUUCGAUGAGCACUAUGGGCGUCUGCCCAAAUUUAUGCAUUUCUUCAUCUACCAGGCCUGGUUCAAAAAGUUAUUCCCCAUCUUCAGCCUGCAGGUGUAUCCGGAGGCGGGCACAGUGGAGGGCCUGGCCUCGAUGUUGGUGGCCCUGCUGAAGGAGACCACGUGGGCGGACCGCGCGCACAUCCUCCACGUGCUGCUGAGACUGCUGCCCGACACGAGCCGUGAUCUCCGCGGCCGGCUGCGGGGCCUGCUCAUACACUUGCUCAACCUGGACCAGCCCCCCAGCCUCCAGGACCAGACGCAGAAGAGGUUCGUGAUGCUGGCGCUGCAGCUGCUCCUGGCCUGCUCCCUGCAGUCCCGGGAUGUGGUGCUGGAGCUCAUGUCCUACUUGCUCUACGCCCCGCCACGCUGCCGGCCAGAGCUCAAGAAGCUGCUGCAUGGGCUGGGCCUUCAGGACCCGGAAGGCUUCCUGUUUGAGGAGAUGGUGACCUGGGCCCAGGACCCCAGCCUGGACUCCAAAGCCGCCCUGCGCACUCGCUGCUGCCAGAAACUGGAGGACAUGAUCCAGCAGCUUCAGGAGACCCCAUCGCAGGCUUCAGUGGUCUCUGGGGCACCCAAGCGUGCUUCUGUGACACCCUCGGGCACCUCCUGGUCACCCUCAAGUGUCUCCAGGAGGCUCUCACAGGUCUCAGAGGUGCCCUUGGCGGUGGUGUCACCUGUGGAGCUGCACUCGUUAGCCCCAGAGCUCCAGGCCAAUCGGACGCUGGCAUCGGCGAGCAGCUGGGGAACCCGCCGCGUGCUCUCGGAGGCGCUGCAGAGCUUCUGCCCGAAGCCCAGGGCCCGCGUGCACCCCGCUGGGCCUGCUGAGCUGCCCGGAGAGCCACUGCCGCUGGAGGAGACGGACUGGUCCCACGCGCAGCUGCUGGACUUGGGCGCCAUCGACGCGCUCAACAACUUCUGCGAGCAACUGCGGGUGCAGCUGUGGAGCGCCAUCCAGGAAGAGACAGCACACUCACACCCGCCAGGGCUGGAUGCGGGGGUGCCGGUGCCCAACGUGGUGCUGCCGGUACCCGACGUGGUGCUGCCGGUGCCUGACGUGGUGGUGCCACCACCCCAGGAGCACUGGUACCGCCCGAUCCUCCGGCUGCAGGAGGCCAAGGAGCAGAGGUCUGCGAGGUCCACGAUGGGACUGAGGGGCCCGAUGCCAUCCCGGCUCUGUGCCAGCCGCACCCCGGACGGCCCCAUCCGGAUGCUGAAGCUGCCCCUGCCGCGAGUAGAGCUGCAGCCGUUCCCCUCCGACUGGCCCACGCCUGCCCGCCCACGGCCCCCGAGGCUCCUGCAGCCCGCCUUGCAGCGAUACUUUCUGCCGGAAGACGCGGACCCUGACACCUACAGCUGACCGGGCUGGUGGCCUCAGCCCGCCUGGCUCUGGGGCCUGCCAUUGGUAUUUGGCCACGACCCGAGUCUGGAAUAAAGCUCAGAGCCUUCUUCGUGAUGCUGCCUCCUUUGGAGGGCCCUGGGGCACGCAGGGAGGGCAGGCAUGUGGCCUGAGCCCACAGUGGCAGUGGAAGGCAGGAGCUGCAGGCCUGGCAGAGGUGGUCAGCCUGGGCACCAGCAUUUCCAGAGGGGUGGCUGGCCUAGGGCAGAAGAGACCCAUAGCAGGGCACCAUCGGCUAGGCACUGAGCAAACAUUUUCUGCUCAAGUACUAGGUGUUGAGAUGCGGGCUGACCUUAGAGAGUGUGUCCUGAUGUGGAGGGGGGGCCGGGAAGGGCAGCCACGGGAGGAGCCUUCCAGGUCGAUACAAGUGAGACCAGGAGUUUGCAGACCUUGCUUUCUUGUUACUUUUAUUCUGGAAAACAGAAGAAUUGACAAAGGCACCAGGAGCUUUUAUCUGAGCAGCAAUG
Molecule: messenger RNA, 5526 nt
Organism: Saimiri boliviensis boliviensis (Bolivian squirrel monkey)
Lineage: Eukaryota; Metazoa; Chordata; Mammalia; Primates; Cebidae
Gene: WDR97
Product: WD repeat domain 97
Molecular function (GO): protein binding
Source: RefSeq, a predicted model, not a curated record